AUGCACGAAGUUGUCAUGUUUGGCCAAGGACUUGUCAUACCUUCGCUUCUGUUCUUAAUCCAGCUUACUACGCUGAGUCUUGCCGCGCAGACUUGUUACUUUCCAAACGGUGCUGUAGCAAUACACGAUGUACCAUGCAACGAUACCUCUGUGUCCAUCUGUUGUCAAACGGUUUCUACGUGUUUGAAUGAUGGACUAUGCUUCAACCCUCUGGGAAGCGCUGUUGGUGGGUUUAUACGUGGAUCUUGUACAGAUAAAUCGUUCACAUCUUCGCUCUGUCCAUUAUUCUGCAAUACAGAUGAUAACGUUGCGGGUAUAAUCAACACAAUCUCUGAUGCCGGAGUACUGAGCUGUGGUAACUCUCAUUUCUGUUGCGAAAGCGCCAGCCUUUCAGAGUGCAACUGCCAAACCGGGAACGGAACGUUCACACUUGCUGGGAAUAUACUUCCCUUCACAAGUAUUCCUUCGAGCAUUCCACAAUCUUCUAUCUCCACGUCGCCCCUUUUGUCUUCGAGCUCAUCAGCAACUUCGAUUUCCACAACCACUUCGAGCUCUUCGACAAAUUUGAACUAUGGAAGCCCCUCAGCUUCCGCUCCUGCCACAACCUCGCAAGUACCCAACCUAAGUUCGUCGGCCAACCCAACUACCAUAUCACCGCUUGCUGGCACAAAUUCGUCUGCUAGUCCCUCAGCCACAUCAAUACAGGUGUCCAGCAGUAGCCAAGAGGUUAUAAUAGGACUCGAGGUUGGUAUACCUGUUGGCGCUGCUGUAUUUGGGGCCAUAAGAGCCUUUGGGGCCUGGCUGUCCCGACGCCACCGAAGAACCUCCAAGGAUUCCAGUACUAUGUUACCCUCCACAUCUGACGAUCUGCCAUACAGUAGACAGAUGCUUGACAGCACGCAAAUCAGCGGGAUGUCAACAAAACCUGGCUCCAAGCCGGAGUGGACACCAAACUACACACAAGUCAAGGAAUUGCCAACAGUACCAGAUCCAAAUGGUUCAAAUCAGCGCGCGACGGAACCACCGGGAACACCACGGUAUGAAUUGUAUUGA
Molecule: messenger RNA, 1053 nt
Organism: Mollisia scopiformis
Lineage: Eukaryota; Fungi; Ascomycota; Leotiomycetes; Helotiales; Mollisiaceae
Exons: 2
Coding region: 1-1053 (350 amino acids)
Source: RefSeq, a predicted model, not a curated record